AUGUCCGUUGUUUUGGGACGACUCAAAUGGGGGUUUCUCCCCACCCGACGUGUGGUUGAUGAACACGAGAAUCUGAUCAAAUCGGAAUUGUCCGACGACGCCCUUUCCACCAAAGAAGAACCUGAAAAGCAGCAGGAGGAACCUGAGCAGCAAGAACUUGAAUACCGUGAUGAGAAGGGCAGACCGUGGUAUAAGUUUUUUGACGAAUACGAAUACCGUGUGAAAAGAGACACCAAAAAGAACCGUAAGUGGUAUCACUGGUUCCACGAUGAAGAUACCCCCGCUGAGAAGAAAUUGAUCAUGAAGAUUGAUAUUCUCCUUACCUUCUACUCGCUCAUGGCAUACCUUAUCAAAUAUUUGGACCAAUCCAACUUGAACUCAGCGUACAUUGGUGGCCUUAAAGAAGGCAUUGGCAUGAAAGGUAACGAUUUGGUUGAAGUCCAAUCAAUAUUCUCCGUUGGUAAUAUUGUAUUUCAGCUUCCUUUCAUCUACAUCUUAUAUGCUUGGCCCCUCAACUAUGUUUUACCUACCUUGGACCUUGUCUGGUCCAUUCUUACUGUGUGCACUUACAGAGUUACCCUGGUGGGUGGUUUGAAAGCCAUCAGAUUUUUCAUUGGUGCCGCUGAAGCUCCGCUGUACUUAGCAUACCAUGCUUUAUUUGCCCUGUGGUAUAAGCUGAGUACUGGUGAAGUGCUGAGACGUGCUGGGUUCUAUUAUCUUGGGCAAUACUUGGGUCUUUUGACCUCUGGGUUGAUCUCAGGCUCCAUCGAACGUCAUCUUGAUGGCGUAAAUGGUCUCAAGGCUUGGCAAUGGAUUUUCAUUAUCGACGGUAUUGCCUCGGUGUUUGUCGGUAUCCUUGGUUUCUACAUGAUUCCAGGUACCCCUACUGACUGCUACUCGAUUUUCUUGACAGAUGAUGAUAUCCGUGUUGCUCGUAAGCGGAUGAAGGAUGAUGGCAAGGAUGCCCCUCCUCAAAAGAACGCUGGUAAGCUCAUCUUUAACAAGGAAACUUGGAAGCUGAUUUUUUCGUCAUGGCACGUUUACGUCCUUUCCCUCUGGAACAUUUUCUGCUGGAAUAACAAUAAUGGGACCCUGGGUUCAUACUCUCUUUGGCUUAAGUCCCUUACCAACUCAGAUGGUUCUCCCAGAUUUGCUCAGGGUACAUUACAGGAUUAUACUGCAUUGACUCCAGCGUUGGGUCUCCUUUAUUUGAUUGUCACCUCAUCAGUGGCCGACUUGGCUUCUUCCAGAUGGGCAGCAAUUGUGUUUUCGCAAGUAUUCAACAUAUUGGGUAACAUCAUUCUUGCAGUGUGGAACAUUCCUGAAGGAGCCAAGUGGUUCGCUUUCUGUCUUCAAUACUUUGGGUGGGCAAUGGCUCCCGCUUUAUAUUCGUGGCAAGGGGACAUUGUGCGGUUCAGCGCAGUACAAAGAAACGUGUGUCUCGUGAUUAUGAACAUCAUGGCUCAACAGCUGACAGCGUGGAUUUCGGUAUUGGUUUGGAAAACCGUCGAGGCCCCGAGAUUCUUGAAGGGGUUCACCUUCACCGCGUGUCUGGCGUUUGCACUUUGUGUUUGGACGUUUUAUGUGCUUUAUCUUUACAAGAAGCAAGAGCGCAAAAAUGCUCGGGCUAAUGGUAUUGUCCUUUACAACUCCGAUGAUCCUGAUUCCAUUCCCCCUGAAAUAUCCGGCACCGCCUAUCUUUCUGAUCUGGUUGCGUCCAACGAUGGCAAUGAUGAAAAGGCUAGCAUCAAGGCUUCCUAUAUUGCCAAUGAGAAGGUGGUGACCAGAACCAGCUCUCAUUCUGACUAA
Diutina rugosa is the source of this 1809-nucleotide messenger RNA. RefSeq lists its product as uncharacterized. Gene Ontology annotation, cellular component: membrane. Gene Ontology annotation, biological process: transmembrane transport. Lineage: Eukaryota; Fungi; Ascomycota; Pichiomycetes; Serinales; Debaryomycetaceae. The record is from RefSeq and is a predicted model, not a curated record. The coding region runs from base 1 to 1809 and encodes 602 amino acids. The transcript has a single exon. Gene Ontology annotation, molecular function: transmembrane transporter activity.